Molecule: messenger RNA, 3681 nt
Organism: Panthera uncia (snow leopard)
Lineage: Eukaryota; Metazoa; Chordata; Mammalia; Carnivora; Felidae
Gene: SLC25A29
Product: solute carrier family 25 member 29
Exons: 5
Coding region: 1818-2528 (236 amino acids)
Biological process (GO): mitochondrial L-ornithine transmembrane transport
Cellular component (GO): mitochondrion
Molecular function (GO): high-affinity L-arginine transmembrane transporter activity
Source: RefSeq, a predicted model, not a curated record
CGGCCAUGGCGCUCGACUUCCUGGCUGGAUGCGCUGGGGGUGUGGCAGGCGUGCUCGUGGGACACCCGUUUGACACAGUCAAGGUGAGCUUAAGCCUCGCCCUGGAGAGCGCUAGUAAGUAGACCAGGUGAACCGGACCCUUCUCUGUCCUCGCCGAACCUGAUCCUGGGCCUGAACUGCACCCUGCCACGCCCCUCCUCCCCACCCCCCGAGUCCCCUCCCUGAGGAGCAGGGGACAGGUGAACCUGGCCCAGCGCAGGUCGUGGGGCGGGGAUCCGGGUGGGCUGGUUGGGGUCUCUCAGCCGCGUGGAGAGCUGGGAGCCCUUCUGGGCGUGUGAGACAAUCACCACUUGUCCGGGGGCGGGUCCACCAACCCGAGAUCCCGUCACCCCAAAACGUUCACCUCAACUCUAGAUAUUACAAGACCUGGGCCCCAUUUCACCCCCAAACCUAGUCCCCCAAGACACCUGGCCAGCAAGCACUCGUCCCAGGUCCGGGGGUCAGAAACCAAGGGGAGAGGGGCCUCUGCGCUCCCUGUGGGACCCGAGCCCGGCCUGAGCCUGGGCCUGAGCCAGUCCGAGCCGCAAAGACUGGAAGCCGCUGUCCAGGUAGGUGUCUGAAGGAAAGCGCAACCCACAGCGGGGACGGCUGUACUUCCUGUCACUUCUGCUACCACGGCCCACUCAGUGCCCAUGUUGGGGGCUGCGCACGAGAGAGAAGUGUUCCAGGUGGGAUGUCAGACCACGGAAGGGAAAACGAAAAGCCCUCACGGCACAAAAACCACCCAGAGCGGCGCUCAAGGUGGUCCUGUGUGAUCACUGUUCGACAAGCACUUCUGCCUUUCUCUGAAAAUCCACCCCUCCCCCCACCAAGAGCCGGCAGCAGCAGCCAGCCACAGGGUGCGCUCGGUGGUCAGCGCCUCUGGGGGCCGUGGCCACCAGCCGCAGAGGUCCUCCUGUGCGGAGAUGGUACGUUCGUGUUCUUAGAAAACCUUCUUUUGUAAGUGCACUUAGCCGUAGAAGGCCCACUGGAGGGCUCUCACCAGCCAGCACCCCCCACACACACUCUGGCCCCCACCAACACAGCUGAGCUGCCCAUGUCGCUGCAGAGGACAGACAGCCUGGGCGGAGUUGCAAAACAUCUCAGCCUCAGUCUUGCCAUCUUUGAAAUGGGAGGGACAAGCGCACGCACCUCGGCUGGUGGUUCCAACGUUAGGCCUUCUGGUGCUGCCAGGCACAGAGUGGCAUUCGUGCCAUGUCCCUGGCUGUGGUGAUGGUUGCUGAGUCCGCUCCUGAGAACGUGACUUAACCUAGCUCCCCCCACCAACCCCCGGGACCUGGAUUCCAAGUUCAGGAAAUGUGCUCCCGCUCCGAGCCAUGGGGCCUGAGCAUCAAGCCCAGAGAUAAGCUCUGGGGUCAAUCGAGAACACUUUUUCCACAGUAAGAGGUUCUGGACCACAGGGCUCCAAGGGUGGCUGGGCGUGAGCCCCCAGGCCCCGAAGGUGGUGACAAGGUCCUGCGGUCGCUAAGGAGGCCAUGAGCUCCUCUCCUGUUCCUGCUUUGUGAACUCACGACCACUAUCCGCACAAGGGGCUACCGGCAGAAAUCACGAUCCCUCAGCAUCCGAGCCUCCUUGCCUUUAACACCCAUGGGGGCACUGCCAGCCCCUGACGAGGGGAGCUGAGUGAUAAGAAUUAGGUGCGGCUGCAGGUCCAGAGCACGGAGAGGCCUCAGUACCGAGGGACCCUGCACUGCUUCCAGUCCAUCGUCAAGCAGGAGAGUGUGUUGGGCCUGUACAAGGGCCUGGGCUCGCCCCUCAUGGGGCUCACGUUCAUCAACGCGCUGGUGUUCGGCGUGCAGGGCAACACCCUGCGGGCGCUGGGCCGCGACACGCCGCUGAACCAGUUCCUGGCCGGCGCGGCGGCGGGCGCCAUCCAGUGCGUCAUCUGCUGCCCCAUGGAGCUGGCCAAGACGCGGCUGCAGCUGCAGGACGCGGGCCCGGCCCGCACCUACCGCGGCUCGCUGCACUGCCUGGCGCACAUCUACCGGCAGGAGGGCCUGCGCGGCGUCAACCGGGGCAUGGCCUCCACCCUGCUGCGCGAGACGCCCAGCUUCGGCGUCUACUUCCUCUCGUACGACGUGCUGACGCGCGCGCUGGGCUGCGAGCCCGGCGACCGGCUGCUGGUGCCCAAGCUGCUGCUGGCGGGCGGCACGUCGGGCAUCGUGUCCUGGCUGUCCACCUACCCCGUGGACGUGGUCAAGUCACGGCUGCAGGCCGACGGGGUGCGGGGCGCCCCGCGCUACGGCGGCUUCAUGGACUGCGUGCGCCAGAGCUACCGCGCCGAGGGCUGGCGCGUCUUCACGCGCGGGCUGGCGUCCACGCUGCUGCGCGCCUUCCCCGUCAACGCCGCCACCUUCGCCACCGUCACCGUGGUGCUCACGUACGCGCGCGGCCCCGAGGCCCGGCCCGAGGGCGACGCUGUGCCCGCCCCGUCGGGGCCCGGCCUGGCCCAGCCCUCCAGCCUGUGAGGCCGGCGCGCGGGAGCGUCCCGGGCUCCGGACCGCAUCGGGCCCGGGCUGGAUCCCACGCGCCGGCGAGGGGCGCCCUUGGCCGCAGGCUUGACGUGCGCGGUGUCCUCGGCCGUGAAAUGGGGGGCCUCACACCCGCAUUGUGCACUCCCCGAGCGCAGAGGUGGCGCCCCGCGUGCUCCGAGCCCGUUGCUGUCACCUGGGGAGUCUUCCGGAAACCCAGCCGACACUCCAGCCCUUUCCUGGGGUCCGGGUCGACACCACCGCGGGGUCUUUGAUGACCCACCCGUGGGCUAUCCAGUGACUAACUCCACCCGGCAGAGCCCCAGGGACACUUCUUGGCCACCUGUCCGUUCUCUGUUAGGGACAGAGAGGCAGCUCCACGUAACUCCUGGUGUCCCAGAAUACUCUGCCGGCACCCCCCAGCUUCUCCGGUUGGCACGGCUGGGAACACCGUUACUGCUGCCACUCCCACUGGAGGGUGACCUGGGGGACCUGCUCAGAAGCUUGGGGCCGGCUGGCGGCUCUGUAUUAGCCUAGGGGCUGGGGGACCAGCCACUGGCCACCAGGACGGAAGAUGGACAGUUAAGUCCCGCUGCGGAGCGGGGAGGGCUUGCCACCCUCUAGUCCUCAGGCUGCCCGUCUAUAUAACGGGGACACGGGUCAGCUGCUGUGUGCGGCUCUGGCCCCCUACCACUGGCCAGUUCCCUAGGGUGUGCAGCGGUCAUCGGGGACGUGGGUACAGGAAGAUCCCCACUCCCCAGCAAAAGAGGUCUCUCCCAGGGAGUCGUGCUUGGUGUUCCCAUGAGGCCACAAAGGAAGGGCUGUUCGUGGGCACAGGUGUGGCCGGUGUGGGCCCCUCUGGGCCAAGCGGGAUCCGAGCCUGUGCUCCUGGGACUGUGAGCCUGGGGCAGCCCCAGCACAUCUGGAACAGCGUGGCCGUGUGUUUGGACAGGGAGGCGGAUGGUUUUGCACAGGUUGGAAAGGACCGUGGCCUCCUUUGCCCUGAGUGGAGCUCAGCCUCUUGGGCCAUGCGAUACGUUCUCCCAGGAGGCAGACUGGGGUCAAGGAUGACCAGACUCUAAUCCUAUUCUCGUGGUGUCAUUGCUGUAUAGAAACCGCUGAAGGAAUAAAAUAUUCUUUGUUUUCUUAA